This is a messenger RNA of Magallana angulata, 831 nucleotides long. RefSeq lists its product as uncharacterized. Lineage: Eukaryota; Metazoa; Mollusca; Bivalvia; Ostreida; Ostreidae. Gene Ontology annotation, molecular function: ATP binding; purinergic nucleotide receptor activity; monoatomic ion channel activity. The record is from RefSeq and is a predicted model, not a curated record. Gene Ontology annotation, cellular component: membrane. The coding region runs from base 1 to 801 and encodes 266 amino acids. The transcript is spliced from 4 exons. Gene Ontology annotation, biological process: monoatomic ion transport.
AUGCUUCGUCGCGCGCGCGCUGCUGACAACGAAGAUUACCGAAUGUCUGCAAGCAUGGACACCGAUGACGAAAAUACAUCUGAAGAGGAACAUAUAAGAUGUGAUGUAGAUAGAGUGGUACGGGGGCAGGGAGGCAGAGGUCAAAGAAGAGUAAGGAGAGCAGGACGCAUGACCAGAGGUAGAGGGUUGACAACGCGUCGAAGUCGUGGACGUGGUGGACAAGAUCAGACCCCCAACAGAGCUGAAAUAGCAGCAACUGCCAGAGUAGAAAGAUCCACAGAAUUGAAGGAGCGCAUUAAUAACCUUCCAGAAGAAAACGUGCGAGAGCUGCUCUUUGAUGUCACCAAAAAGUAUCCAGCUUUAGUGUUUGAUAUUCUUGAGGCAGGAAGCAGGACUAGGGUGCAGCAAGGAUAUCACCCAUCGCCCGACCAGGGAAGCCCAAACUGGUGUUCCUGCAGGAAUUGCAGAGAAAUGCCAACCGAAGCAGAACGGCUAUGCUGUGGACAAUUGCCAGAGAACUGCUUCUCCAGGAUCCGAGAUUUUGACCUUGUAGUUCUAGAUGAGUUGAUCCUUCAUGUUGCCAGAACAUAUAGGCAAGAUGUCCUGGCAGUUCCAAAUGACAACGAUUGGAACAGGGGUAACCGUCAUACUGCCUACAGGCAAUACAUUCUCUGGCAGCAUGGCCGACUUGGUGCUGGGAAUCGUCGAGUGAUUCCAAGCUGUUGCGUGUGGAGGAUUAGAGAUACUUUUCCUGAUCCUUUUGGACAAUAUUCAGGGUUUGUGCAUGGCAGACUAGCAUAGCAGUCCCUACCAACUCCAUACUUUUAAAAU